AUGGCUGACUAUAAUAUUACUGAUGAAAGUAUAGCUGAUUACCAAGAGUACUUGGACUACUACUAUGAUGGUUCUAUACCAGAAAAAGAUUGCUUUGAAUGGGAUUGUCCGGAUAUUUAUGGAAUAAUCUAUAGACGUUCGAACGAAGUGAAUAUUGUUCUCGAGUUUUUCACUAUUCUUGUGAACAUUUUCCACUUGUUGAUUUUGACUCAAAAAGAGUUACGAUCAACAUCAAUUUUCAUUCUUAUGAUGGGAGUUUGCAUCGCUGACAUCUUCGGAUUCGUCAUCUCGAUUUAUGAUCACGGCAUAGAACGAUUUUGGUUUCAAGAACUUUCAAACUACUUUGACUUAUUAUCGGAUACUUCUCCUUAUCAAUGUUUAUCUCUGGAUUAUAUGCUAGUAGAGAUUUCGACAUCAGUUAAAAAUUUGCUAACCGCCGCAACAAGACCAAUAUCUAUUUGGCUUUCCAUUUUUAUAGCGGCGAUUCGCACGUUGAGUGUUGCGUUCCCGAUGAGCAAUCGGAUACAAAAAUUAGCAAAACCCAUGACCGCAACGUUGGUGGUUCUGAUAGUUGGUUUCUUUUGGUUUGUUUAUUAUUCUUGGCAUUAUUUUUAUGUGGAAGUGUUAUGGUUUCCAGAUCAUACUUUCCCCGAUUGUUUAUACAUUUACCAAAUGCAAGCACCCAACGGUUCAGUAUUGGCUUACCCGCUGAAAAAAUAUGAUAUAAUGCAGAAACGAGAAGACUUCGAAUAUCUGGUUCGUAUAGUUCCUGCCGUACUAUACCCAUUCCUAGCUAUAUUUCUGAUCGUGGAACUCAUCAAAAUCAGAAAACGCAGAUUACGAAUGAACUCAUCGGAAAAGGAGAAUCCGGACAACACAACAAAACUUAUACUUCUCAUGACUUUUAGCUUCAUGAUGUCUGAAGGUUUGGCGGGAGUUUCCAACUUUGUAAACAUCGUCUAUGCACGAUAUGCUAAUGAUAGGACACAGUAUGCAUUAGAGAAGAAUCCAAAAAGAAACGGGAAUUUUUACAGCCUUUUAUAUUCGGUCGCUGAUCACGUUCUCCUUAACUUUCGAUCUUUGAAUGCCUUAUCCCAUUUCUUCGUUUGCUACUGGAUGUCUUCACAAUAUCGAGAUACUGUAAAACGCAUUCUGUGUUGUUGUGGCUCAAAUCGAAAGGUAUUGACUUGA
Molecule: messenger RNA, 1191 nt
Organism: Caenorhabditis briggsae
Lineage: Eukaryota; Metazoa; Nematoda; Chromadorea; Rhabditida; Rhabditidae
Exons: 2
Coding region: 1-1191 (396 amino acids)
Cellular component (GO): membrane
Molecular function (GO): G protein-coupled peptide receptor activity
Source: RefSeq, a predicted model, not a curated record